This is a messenger RNA of Epinephelus moara (kelp grouper), 933 nucleotides long. RefSeq lists its product as uncharacterized. The record is from RefSeq and is a predicted model, not a curated record. Lineage: Eukaryota; Metazoa; Chordata; Actinopteri; Perciformes; Serranidae. The transcript is spliced from 4 exons. Gene Ontology annotation, biological process: response to bacterium. Bases 178 to 933 code for a protein of 251 amino acids.
AUGCAUAGCUAAGAGUUGAAAAUGGAUCAUAGAUGUGCUAAAUUUUUGAGGAAGUUCAUUUGCUGCGUUUCAGCCAAUCAGGAUGAUUUCCACUGUGCAGACGAUGAUGAUCUUGUGACUAACCCUUCAUUUGGGUAGGAAGACACCAGUUGUGCAAGAGAAGGGUGGUGUACCACAAUGAUCGAAGGACUGGCUGCUUUGAUUCUUCUUAGUACAAUGUCUCUGCUUCAAGCUGCAGAGGUUCCUCAUCAGAUCUCUCUGACUGUGGUUGAACUUGGUGGGAAUGUUACUUUGCAGUGUCCAGUUUCUGAGAAGGAAGGCAAAUUCUUUUACUGGUUCAAACAGCCUCUUGGAUAUAUGGUCCAAACAGUUGCUGCAGGAACUUUUACUCAACAAAAACUCAGCCCACAAUUUAAUAACUCACGUUUCAAAGUCACAGAGGGAAAGGCUCGCUAUCUUCUUACCAUCGCAUAUGUGAGCAAAGAGGAUGAAGCAACAUACUUCUGUCAGAAUGGAACGGCAUAUUCACAGAGUUUCAUCAGUGGCAUCUUCUUGGCUGUUAAUGAUCGCAAUCAGCAGAAAUCUCUCUACGUGAAACAAAGUCCGGAGACUGAGUCGGUCCAGCCGGGCGAAAGAGUGACUCUCCAGUGUUCACUUCUCUCCAAGAACAAAGAAACCUCAGAUGAGUGUCCAGAUGAACACAGAGUGUACUGGUUCAGAUCUGAAUCAAAAGAAUCUCAUCCAAGCAUCAUUUACACUGACAGAGACAAACAAGAGGAGAGAAGUUGUUUCCACAGUCUGUCCAAAACUAUACAGACCUCCUCUGAUACUGGGACUUACUACUGUGCUGUGCUCACAUGUGGAGAGAUCCUGUUUGGUGAAGGAACUAAAGUGGAAACAACUUUCGAGAGCAUGGUGGCAGGUUGCAUCUGA